GAUUUGAUGGAAUAUUUGGCUAAGUUUGAUGGAUGCAAGGAAAAAUUUCAACAUAUUCGAGUUGUAUUUACCGGCCGUGAGGGGGUCGGUAAAGACAACUUUAUGUCGCCGUCUUCAGGAUAAAGAUAUCGACCUUGCGUUGCGGAUGCCAACUCUUGGAGCCGACUUACACCAAAAUUGGUUAGCAAUUGACUGGGAAUCUAAACAAUGGUAUCAUAACGAUGAUAAGUCUGCAGGGGAAGUAUUAAAAACGAGGUUGGGAUCAGCGAUAAAGAAAGCACAACCAACAGGUCGACGGCGUGCAGGCAGCAGCCUACAAGAUUUCACCUCACAGAAAUUGACCUCGGAAAUGAUGGCGGAAAUAUCUGAUGUCCAACAGGUUCAAAACGGGCGGGAUCUAACGUGGCGUUCCUGUCCCUUUGGGAUAUGGGUGGACAUCUACCUUUUCAGGCCACACACAACGUUUUUAUUUCUGCACAUGGCAUAUACCUACUAGUUUUCAGGUUGACAGAUUUUCUCAACGACAAGCAAGAAGCUGAUAGAUUGAAGAAAUGGAUCCGGAUGAUUGGAACAUUUUCAGCAGUAGAAUACAAUGCGCCGAAGCUAAAGGAACACCAUCCUCCACUUAUAUUUGUGGGAACCUUCCUUGACGAAUUAAAGGAAAAUUUUCCGGACUACGACAGACAGAUACAUGCAAUAUCGUCAAGCAUUUCGAAAUUCCCCGAGCUUUCACCUCACAAAUUUGUCAAAUUUUGUACCAUUGAUAACACCCUAGGAACUAAACCAGACGACCAAAACCUGGAGAAACUGCGGGGAUUUAUCACAGAUUUAGCCGAGCACCAGGAUCAAUGGGGCAGAGAGCUUCCUGCCAAAUGGCUUCAACUCGAGAUGGAUUUGCUUAAAAGAAGAAAAGAGGGAUCUAAGAUCAUGACAUUGAAAGAGGUGGAAGAAAUGAACGGGAAGUCUAUUGUCCCAUUACAUGACGUGAAUGAGAUCAAAAUUGCCCUGGAGUACCUACACUGCACGAGGUCAGUGAUCUAUUUUCGGGAGAUUGACUCCAUCAUCAUUGACCCCCAGUUCCUUGUGGACUUUUUCAGCAUUCUGAUUACUGAUAACGAGUUCCUACCAAAGGAUGACAUCAAGCUGCUCGGAGAUUUAGAACUGUACAGUGAGGAGGGCGCGGUGACACCGGCAUUGCUUGAUAUUCUGCUCAGUCAAGAGAAAACUAAAGCCUUUCUUCCUCAUAAGUCUAACCUUCUGGCUUUGAUGGAAAAAUUUGGACUGAUAGUAAGGAUGCCGCUUCUGGAAGGUACUACAGAAAAUGUACGUUUCAGUGAGACGUAUACUAUCCCCACCAAACUUGCAGAGAUGCCAAACAUCAGUAGUAUUACUGACUGCGUGAAGGAUCUUGCUGUAUCAACAACGCUGUGCUUCUUAUUCAAGGAUGUCUUUGUACCAGAAGAGCUGUUUUGUAGAGUCUUUGCAACGAUCAUGAGGACUUUUAAAACAUCGUCACUGUUAAAACAGCCCUUAGAAGAAGGGAAUGAAAGAAAUGAUGGGCAAACAAAAGAGAAGACUUGCCUUUUCAGGGGAUUCGGCUGUUUCGAAUUCAACGAUUUCUACAGCAUGAUAUUGUCAAUGCACUGGGUGCGGUCAACGAUUGCAGUGACAUUGUUCAGUCCUACAAAACAGGAACUUCCGCAAGGCUCUGGACGCCAUGUUAGAGAACGUCUGGAACAGAUUUUACAGGAGACGCUACAGAUGAGUUGCCAGCAACAUUUCCAGUACACGUACAAACUGCAUUGUAACUUUCACCUGAAUCCAUACGACACCCCCUUAGAUCUGGUUAGUGUCAGCUACGCAAAGGAAGGUUUGCCUUGUAAAGGAGAGGAAUGUCGGGGAAAACAUAGACUGACAAAAUCCGACCUACUAUUCUGGGGAAUAAAAGAGGCUAGUACAACAACGCAACGACACACAUUCGAUGCGGGUGAUGCACGCCUUGAUCGAAGGCCAACGCCCAGGGAACUUGGUCGACUGACAUAUGUGGUCGAGGCGAAUAAAUGUCCCGCACUUUUCACAAAUCUUGGUCUUUCAACGCCAGAUAUCUCAAACAUAGAGCAUGAAGCAAGGAACCUAGGAGUGGAAACUCAGAUAACAAGGAUGUUCUUGGUGUGGACAUGUUCCUACCCCAACCACACGUUUCGUCACAUCGAAAACGCCAUGAAGGAAGCUGAUAUGGAUUGGGACUGUCUUGACAUGGUUCUAGAGACAGGCUGGGAAAGUGUUACCUUAGAUGACAUGGAAGCUAAUGAAGAGCUCAAUCGACCACUAGCGGUCAGUGAAACAACAGGUAUUUUAAGCAAUAUUGGCAAGAAGUACUUCAACUUGUUUCUAGAGCUUGGACUUCCCGCCACCGCUAUAGAACGGUGUGAAAUAGAUCACCCUACUGCUGAAGGAAGGUUCAAGGCUCUCAUCCAGCUUUGGAUCAAGACUUUCCAGGAUCGGGCGACCAUUAUCAGGGUUCUGAAGGCAAUGAAAGUGUGUAAAAUGCACUGGCAUGAUACUGCGUUGAUAUAUUGUGGUGCUGACCAUGCAGCGAAAACAGGAAAAGGCGCCGUAUCGGAUUGCAACACAGCUGGGCGGGUUUAGACUAUUUUAUUAUAUUAUCAUAUUAUUAGUAUGACGGCAGUCGUGUACACCAAUGUGAUUUAUUCAUAAGUCUGACGUCGAUCGUGUACACAAUGACAUGUAAAUAUACGUCUGACGUCGUUCGUGUACAUAAUGUGAUGUAUUUAUAGGCCUGACGUUGAUCAAGUACACACUGAGAUAUAGAUAUAGGUCUGACGUCAAUCAUGUACACACAAGAUGUAUCUAUUGGUCUGACGUCAAUCAUGUACACGCUGAGAUGUAUAUAUAGGCAUGACGUUGAUCAAGUACACACUGAGAUGUAUAUAUAGGUAUGACGUCAAUCAUGUACACAAUGACAUGUAUAUAUAGGUCUGACGUCAAUCAUGUACACACUGAGAUGUAUUUAUAGGUCUAACGUCAAUCAUGUACACACUGAGAUGUAUAUAUAGGUAUGACGUCAAUCAUGUACACAAUGACAUGUAUAUAUAGGUAUGACGUCAAUCAUGUACACAAUGACAUGUAUAUAUAGGUAUGACGCCAAUCAUGUACACACUGAGAUUUAUAUAUUGGUCUGACGUCAAUCAUGUACCCACUGAGAUGUAUUUAUAGGUCUAACGUCAAUCAUGUACCCACUGAGAUGUAUUUAUUGGUCUGACGUCAAUCAUGUACACACUGAGAUGUAUUUAUUGGUCUGACGUCAAUCAUGUAAACACUGAGAUGUAUUUAUAGGUCUGACGUCAAUCAUGUACACACUGAGAUGUAUUUAUAGGUCUGACGUCAGUCAUGUACACAAUGACAUGUAUAUAUAGGUCUGACGUCAACCAUGUACACACUGAGAUGUAUAUAUAGGUCUGACGUCAAUCAUGUACACAAUGACAUGUAUAUAUAGGUCAGACGUCAAUCAUGUACACAAUGAUAUGUAUAUAUAGGUCUGACGUCACUCAUGUACACACUGAGAUGUAUUUAUUGGUCUGACGUCAAUCAUGUACACACUGAGAUGUAUUUAUAGGUAUGACGUCAAUCCUGUACACACUGAGAUGUUUUUAUUGGUCUGACGUCAAUCAUGUACACACUGAGAUGUAUUUAUUGGUAUGACGUCAAUCAUGUACACACUGAGAUGUAUUUAUAGGUAUGACGUCAAUCAUGUACACACUGAGAUGUUUUUAUUGGUCUGACGUCAAUCAUGUACACACUGAGAUGUAUUUAUAGGUAUGACGUCAAUCAUGUACACGAUGACAUGUAUCUUUAGGUCUAUCGUCAAUCAUGCACACACUGAGAUGUAUUUAUAGGUAUGACGUCAAUCAUGUACACACUGAGAUUUAUAUAUAGGUCUGACGUCAAUCAUGUACACAAUGACAUGUAUAUAUAGGUCUGACAUCAAUCAUGUACACACUGAAUUUAUUGGUCUGACGUCAAUCAUGUACACGAUGACAUGUAUCUUUAGGUCUAUCGUCAAUCAUGUGCACAUUGAGAUGUAUUUAUGGGACUAACACCAAAUACUAACUGUAUGCAUCACCCAUUUGGAGGAGUGUACAAGUUCUGUUUCACAUCAUGGUUGUUGUGAAUCAACAUCUCAUUUUAUAAAUGUUGACACUUAAUGAAUGUUUACUGAUUAACCUAUAUACGAGAGCUGAUGGACGUUGUGAGCCUCGUAUUGAAGGAGGUACCCAAGGAUGUUCCUUUUUAAGCCCUACUAUUGUCUGACUAUAUAGGGCCGAUUACCCAAGGACUGGUCUCUUUUGAUUAGUUUUUAUAGACGAGGAAGCAUUCUAUAAUAAACAAAGCAAACGGCUUUUGCAAAAUCGACACACUCGGUUAAGAAUAGGGUGAAAGUCAUUACCAUCGCUGACAUUCACGAUUGUGGCUUUACAUUGUUUUAACAUCUGCCUUAAUCACCUGAUCUUGCUCUAUCAGACUUUCAUCUUUUUCCAAACUUUAAAACAGCUAUUUCAGGCACCCUUAUCCUAACCUGCUGUGGAUGACUUUCCACACAGCCAAGAAGAGGAGUUAUAUCAAAGUGGAACUGAGGCCCUUAAACACCACUGGCCAAAGUGUACAGAUACUGAAGGGGAUUAUGUUGAAAAAUAAUACAAUAUAUCAGACAAAAUUCAAAUCCUUCAAUAUGAGGCUCACAACUUAUCAAUCAGCCCUCGUAAUUUCAAUUAUAUCAAUUUGUAAAAUAGUUUCUGGCGACUUGCAAAUAUAAUCAUUAUCCUAUAUACUAUGUUCAAGACUUAGGUUUCAGGUUAGAAUGUAUGUUUUUGACGAUAACAAAUAUUUUUGAUCUGAUUUUUAUUUUCCAUUAACAUUGAAAUAUGACU
Molecule: messenger RNA, 4949 nt
Organism: Pecten maximus
Lineage: Eukaryota; Metazoa; Mollusca; Bivalvia; Pectinida; Pectinidae
Exons: 8
Coding region: 427-2649 (740 amino acids)
Source: RefSeq, a predicted model, not a curated record